Molecule: messenger RNA, 4149 nt
Organism: Pogona vitticeps (central bearded dragon)
Lineage: Eukaryota; Metazoa; Chordata; Lepidosauria; Squamata; Agamidae
Source: RefSeq, a predicted model, not a curated record
UUAAAUCUCUUUACUGGUUUGAUCAAAGCAUCAUUUUACCACUGUUUUUUGGGAAAUUUAAAGGGUUUGUUGGAAUUUUAAAAAUGUUUUACUUGUAGUAACUUAUUGAUUGAUUGAUACGGACUACAAAUAUAAAUAUAUUUCUUAUUUGGCUACAAGCUGUCAACACCCUGGCCAGUUUUACUGUAUAGUGUUGCAAUCUGAAAAAAGUAACUAGAAUUAGUGAUUCAUUAUUCACAUAUAACUACUGAUGAAACCAGUUUGGGGAGGUGGGGAAGUAAACAGAGAUCGUUAUAGUGCUAGGCUGUUGAAUAGCUUAGAUGACCUUGAUAGUAAGCCCUAGCCUGCUUAGAACAAGAAUUUGGGACAAGGAACUUCCACACAGUGUAUCAUCUCAUACAGCACACAACUACAGUGUAUAAGAAAAAUAAUUGCUCCCUUACCAAUUCAAAGGUGGAAAGAAAGGGUAGGGGUCUUUUAAAAUUUACACUCAUAUGUUCGAGUGUAUUGGAAGAUUAACCAUGUUGAAAAUAAUAAUAAGAAUUGUGAAUAUUCAUGCUGAGAUUUGGGUUUUGAAAUAUUUUCAACCUAACUAGUCCAAGGGAAACUUCCCCUGGCUUUAUAACACCAAGUCACUCUGCGUAUCAUCAUGUCUAUUCUUCUCAGCUAAUUAAGAGUACACUCAUAUAUUAUGAAAAUGGUAGUAUCCUGGAUAGAGAGUUGUCACCAUUGGAAUGAACCCAUGGUUACACAUGGUUUUCUUUUUAAUUACAAUGUGUAGUAAAUUUGUGAUUAUAGGAUUCCAUGAAGCUAUUUUGCAGACAUCUGAGGUAAAGAUAUUUCGUAAAUACAGUGAUGUUAUUGGACAUCCCCAAACUGUUAUAUCUAGAACAUGCAGUGUAAAUCAGUAGAUCUUCUGGGGCAUACUAAAAUUAGACUUCUGAAAUUGAUUCUUCUGCUGUACGUGCAAGAGGAGUUCUAAACUGUUCUGGCAUUUCCUUGGUUUGUCACUUAAAUUUCUUGGAUUAAUUCUCAAAUUAAGCAGAGUGAGAUGAAACGUAUCUCUUGCCAAUGCUAAAUAUAAGCCUGAGUAUUUCCGUAGUAGAAAUAGGUCAUGGAUGCGUGCUAUCUCAUUGUAGGACUUUUGCCUUGUUUAUUAGUUUUCAUUUUAGGAGAACACUUUAAUUUAAAGGAAACCAGUUCACUGUAAGUUUAUUUUUAGUGAGGCUUUUAGCCAUAGUAGUUAUACCCAUUAAUAGCUAAAAAAACCCAAAACAUAUGCAUACCUUUACUCCUGCCUUCCUGAAACGCAAAUGCUCACAUCAUGCUGCGAGAAUAAAAUGUUUGUUUCCUUAAUUGUGUAACAGCGUAUCUUCUCAACAUAGCAUUGAACAUAAUGUUAUGAAUAUAUGCAUAUUAUGAAGUUUAUUUUUAAAAUGGGGAGAAUGUUGUAAAAAAAGCAAAUUGAAGUAUUUUCCUGUUGGCACUCUUUCUGCUGAUCUCAUGUGAAAACACAUUUCUGAAAUCUGCAUGUUCUCUCUCUCCAAAUUUAAGAGGUAACGUUUUCUUUUUUAAGUUUGUGUUUCCUAUUACAUACUUUUGAUUUAUUACAUCAUGAAUUAUUUGGCUAAUUCUUGCUAAAGAGUUUACAUAUAAUUACACAAUGAAAACAAGGGCUGUUAUCACAAAAGUUAAUUGCUACAGUGCUGCUCAUUUUUAUUUUUUAACACUUUGCUUGCAACAGUAAUCUGUCUGCAGCAACCACUAGCAUGCUUCUUUGCUUGCUUUCUAAUUGGCAUUGUUCAUUUAUACUUUCAGGUCUACUGGCUUUCUUUCCCCAUUGGAAACCAAAACAUUAUGAUGUCAUUGUAGGGGUGCUGUCUGCACGGAAUAAUGUUGAAUUGCGCAAUGCUAUAAGGAACACUUGGUUCAAGCAUUUGAAACAACACCCAGGACUAAGUCAGCGUGUCCUUGUGAAGUUUAUAAUUGGUGCACAUGGAUGUGAUGUGCCAGUAGAAGACAGAGAGGAUCCUUAUUCAUGCAGGCUUCUGAACAUCAGUAAUCCAGUUCUGAAUCAAGAAAUUGAAGCAUUCACUCUGCCAGAGGAUGAUAUGUCAGUGCUCUCAGAAGACAGAGUGGUCAGUGUGCAUUUCAAAGUCCUUUACCCCAUUGUCAUCACCAGUCUUGGGGUGUUCUAUGAUGCUAAGGAUGUAGGUUUCCAGAGGAACAUCACAGUGAAACUAUACCAGGCAGAACAAGAGGAGGCUCUCUUCAGUGCUCGUUUUAGUCCACCUAGCUCUGGAGUACAAGUGAACAGACUUUGGUAUAAACCCGUGGAACAGUUCAUUCUACCUGAGAGUUUUGAAGGCACUAUUGUGUGGGAAAGCCAGGAUCUGCAAGGCCUUGUUUCAAGAAAUCUUCAUAAAGUGAUGGUGAACGAUGGUGGAGGUGUCUUCAGAAUCACUACGGCAGGGGAAGGGUCAUUGCCCCAUGAAUUUACACAAGGUGUGGAGGGGAUUGCAGGAGGUUUUAUUUACACAAUUCAAGAAGGAGAGAUACUUGUUCAAAGUCUUCAGAGUCGCUCAGAAAGAUUCAUCCAUCAUGUCAAUAAACUUGAAGAGGAAGAUGUUUCAUUGAAGGAAGAAAGCAGCACUUACAAUGAUAUUGUUUUUGUUGAUGUAGUUGAUACUUACAGAAAUGUUCCAGCCAAAUUACUGAAUUUCUACCGAUGGACAGUAGAAGCAGCAAGCUUUGACGUGUUGCUGAAAACUGAUGAUGACUGCUACAUAGAUUUGGAGGCUGUGUUCAACAGAAUAAAGCUGAAGAACCUGGGCAGACCAAAUACAUGGUGGGGCAAUUUCAGACUAAACUGGGCAGUCGACCGAACUGGCAAGUGGCAAGAAUUGGAAUAUCCAAGUCCUGCGUAUCCAGCAUUUGCUUGUGGGUCUGGUUAUGUUAUUUCCAAAGACAUUGUGGAGUGGCUGGCAAGCAACUCAGACAGACUAAAGAUAUAUCAGGGUGAAGAUGUGAGUAUGGGUAUUUGGAUGGCAGCCAUUGGGCCAAAACGGUAUCAGGACAGUCUCUGGUUGUGUGAGAAGACCUGUGAGAGUGGUAUGCUGUCUUCUCCUCAGUAUUCUCCAGAAGAACUUACAGAGCUCUGGCAAAUAAAGGAACAUUGUGGAGACCCCUGUAAAUGUGAAGAAAGAUGAAGGCUUGACAAAACCAACUAUACCUUCAUCUGAACAGUGACCAAACACUAUGGGAAAAGUGGAGGAGUUUUCUGUUAUGCAUUUGAGAAAGAAUGGAUGGAAAGCCUCAAAACUACUUCUCAAAGAAGAAAUUCCAUACGUAUCCCAUGUAGUUUGUCACUUGUGACAAAUGCAUCCAUGUCUCACUGAUGGUUGUGUCUGCUCCUCUCCCACUGCUUAUCUCCAGUGAGAAAGAUACAUUCACUACGGCUAGCAAGCUAGACAUGGGAGUCAAAUGUUCUUCACAAAAGUGCUUCAUUUUAGUAAUUUGUCUGGUGUGAAGUGGCCCUUAGAGCAGUGUUUGCACAUCUCUCCCCCCCAUUUUUUUUAGUAAAGGCGUAUUUUCUGCAGUAAUUUGACAAAGCCAAAUAUGAAUAUGAUACAAUUUCAUUUAUGUGUAAAUUAUAGAAGUAGAUAAAUUUAGCCCCUCAUGCAGUUAGGGUGUGGGGGAAAAAUACGGACUUGAAAUUAUGCCUAGGAAGGCAGAUAUAUCACUGUUAGAACUGUAUAAUUAUACCAUGCUGCCAAGACUAGUUAACUGAGGUAGAUUUCACACUGAUGGCAGUUGAGUCAUGUGCAGUCAGUACUAUGGUACUAUCAGUUGCUUCAUUUCAGUCGUCUGUGUUCAAAAUGCAGCUUGGAGGUGCAGACAGUACACCAGCACUUGCAUCCAGGGACACAAUCAAGUAAUGAAUUAUAAACAUUGCAGUAGUUCUACUCCCUUUGUGGCUUGAACCAAGGGGGGAAGGCUAAGGGUGAAGGUCUGGCCUUCGAUGGAUCAGUAGGCAUUCACAACAUUUAAGUCUUUUUACCUUAGGUGGGCACUAGAAAAGGUGGUAAUGGUACCUUAGCUUUCAAUCAUUGAAUUGUGAUUAUCUGUAUAGUGAGAGAGGUUUGUUGA